CGAGAGCGGGAGUGCGGCACGGCGAGGUAUUCGCGGCCCAUGGGCGACUGGGAGCGGUGGCGCACGCGCGGCAUGGACAUUUGCUGCGAGGGGUGGUGAGUGAGCGACUGAGAGUGCGGACGACCUAUGGGGACGCCCUGUCGCUCAUGGUCGUCGCCGGUCGUGGCCUCGAGGAUCAUCUCGUCGACGCUCAUGGAGCUCUCGCGCUGCGGCUGCGCGAGUGUGGCGAGCGACCGCGGCGGCAAGCGUGCCGCGCAUGGUGGGUCGGACGCCCGGACGCGUCGACGUAAUGGAUUUGGACCGAGUCGUCGCGGUCAGGGUGGUGGGCGCGGUAGGAAGGGGCGGGCUGGCUCGAGGCGCCGUAGUACGGGUGAAGGGCCGGGACACUCGCACUGCCAGAGUGCUGCAGAGGGACGAGGCCGGGGUCGUGACGGCCGUUCACGUAGGCAUACCGGGGAGAGGCGGAAGGCUGGAUGGUCUGCUCACGCUCGCUGCGGAUGCGCUUUGCCGGGGGAGGGCCACCGGGGCCAGUGAGGCUAGCGUGGUAGGCUUCGAGGCUGCCGGAACGUGGCCUCACGCGGCUGGUGGAGUUGGGGAGGGGAGGCGGAGGGAGAGAGGGAAAGGGCGGGCGGGUGUGGUGGUGGGAUGGGUGGGAGGACGGGUGGCCGGACGAGGGGCCUGCGGCGUGGACGGGGAUGAGGACGAGCUGGCCGCCGCCGUCCGCGACGAUGCGGGAGAAGGACAUGCGGGCGUCGGCAGCACGGACCUCGAUGGUGUUGAGGUAGUGGUUGAGCUCCGUCCAGGCGUCCUGGAUGACGCGGAGACGCGCCUCUGCGUCGUCGCGGGCGACCUCUGCGCGUUCGACGCGUGCCUCGGCAUCGAGGAUCGGCGCCUUGACGGCAGUGUUGGGGAAAGGAUGGGGCUGGCCACUGGAAGGGGUGGGAUGGGCGGCUCACGGCGAGCGUCGCUGGGCUCGUCCAGGCUUGUGGUACCUGUCAUGCACCGAGCCUGUACACCGCCGUAAUGGGCCAGUGGCCUUGUCAAUGGUCAUACCCACGGAUAUUGGCACAUAAUAUGUCGUAUCCGCGUCCAGCCCGCCCUUCAAUAUUCAAUGCUGGGGAUGCCACUCCUCCGGCGGUGGAGGAGGAGGAGGGGGGACCAUUUAGCCACCGGCCGAUAGCGCACGCGCGUCUCGACUUCUUGACGGGGUCGUCGAUCGGGUGGGAAAGCAAGAUCGGGC
Molecule: messenger RNA, 1240 nt
Organism: Rhodofomes roseus
Lineage: Eukaryota; Fungi; Basidiomycota; Agaricomycetes; Polyporales; Fomitopsidaceae
Exons: 3
Coding region: 257-1024 (255 amino acids)
Source: RefSeq, a predicted model, not a curated record